GGCUUGCUGGGCACUGCAUUCGACCGUUUCUUAUAAGCACCCCCUCGCAUUCUCAACCAGCAGGAGAAUUUUCAGAAAUGUGUUGAAUUUCAGAAUCAUAACCGAAGGGAAAGAUAAGAGAGAGCGUGACGAAGGAGAAAGGAACAUGUUCUACUCGCAGUGCCUUCUUUCAAGCAAAGGGCCUUUAGGCGCCAUAUGGGUUGCUGCUUACUUCUUCAAAAAGCUCAAGAAGGCUCAGGUUACUGAGACUGACAUCUCUUCCUCCGUUGAUAAAAUUUUGCAAGAUGAGCUGAAUGUUGUUACAUAUAGAGUGCUGGCCUACCUCCUUCUAGGUGUUGUGAGAGUAUACUCAAAAAAAGUUGAAUAUUUGUUUGAUGACUGCCACAAGGUGCUAGUAAAGAUCAAUGACUUUGUGGUUAGUACAAAAGAUAAAGCACAAGUGGAAACCUUGCGCGCACCUUAUUACUCUAUUACUCUACCGGAAAGGUUUGAACUUGAUGCUUUUGAUCUAGAGAUCCUUGAUGAUGUUAGUGGAGGUAAUGUGGUGCCACAUGAAGAGAUCACACUGAAAGAUGGUGCAUGGAAAAAUGAGGGAAUAGGGCAGUACUCUUUGGACAAGUAUCAUUAUGAGGAGAUUGCUGUCUUUGACAGUACCUACGGCACUGAUUUCACUUUGGCUGACAAUCUUCUAUCGUCCGACCCAAUGGACAUUGAUGUGGAAGUAAGUGCAUUUCAUAAUGUAACCAACUUAGAAGCACGAACAGAGAACCUUCAACACAAAAGGUUCUCCAAAGCAGAAUGUGUUGAUCUUGAAAUGUUCUGUGAAGUUGAGGAAGAACCUGCAGAUCCUUUUAAAUCAAUAGGUGAAGAUCAUCAGACUAAGAGAGAGCAGAUAAACGUUCCAUUAACGGCACCAUUUGAAGACAAAAUACCUGGAGAAGCAAGCACAGGGAAGCAUCAAGACAGUAGGCUAUCUGAAGAAGGAUGUGUGAACCCUGCGACAUUUUGUGGCACUGGCGGAGAACCUGUAGAUAAUGCUAAUAUAUCUGGUGAAGGUCAUCAAAUUGAUGGAGAGCGAAUAAAGACUCUAGAAUUGGGACAAUCAGAAAACAAAAUGCACCAGGUCAUUACGAAAACUUAUGAUCUGUGCGACUUAGAAACAAGCAUGGAGAAGCUUCGAGUUGAUAAAUUUUCUCAAGGAGAAUGUAUGGACCUUGAUACGUUUUGUGGGGCCAAGGAGGAACCUCCAAAACUUGUUAGACAAUAUAAUGCAGGGCAUGAUAAUGGUUCAGAGUCAAUAAAGUUUCCAAAUCUGACAUCAUCAGAAAAUAGGAAGUGUCAGAGUAAUAUUAAAGAGCGUCCACCGUCCAUUAUGCUUGAUGGGACUCCUCCAUCCAAGUUCCCAGAUGCAUCAGUUGUUACUACACCAGAGUUUAUUCCUACACCAGCUGCUAGGGAGCGAGCUCGGAUUUCAAGGAAAAGAAAAUGUUUAAUUGAUGAGACCACAGUGUUGCCCAAUGUGGUACUUAGGCAGAGCAUAUAUGAUGCAAGUGAUUUAGUUUCUAAACGAAAAAAACCUCCUCAUAAUGCUCUAGCUGUGUGGAAAGCUUCUCGAAUUUCCAUUCUCCACCAGGGCUUCUUAGAGCCUUUGAUCCCUUGUAUUUCAUCAGAGCUUAGAUCUCUCUUUUACACAAAGAAAUUGAAGAUUCUAGAAUCUGCUGAAACUAUGGACAAGCCUAAGAAGUUAGAUUUGCCAGAAUCUCCAACUGUGGGUGGAUCAGAGCAAAUUGCAGAAUCUUCUACUGUGGACAGAUCAGAGCAAAUUGCUAUUGCUCCAGAAACACCUGUUAAGCAUCCAACAUCAAUAAGAUCAUUUGAAAGUCCAAACGAUGCCAAAAAUCCUAACUCAGAGGGAGUAAGUCCUUCAAGUUCAUUUGGAAUUGUUGAGGAACAAGAGCCAUCUCCACGCAAGGAUCAAGAACUUGAUCUGUGUCUAAUGAAUGAGUCUGUUUUGUCUCAGGAGAUAUAUUCAUGUGGAGCAGAUAACACGGAACUCUAUGGAUGGUCAGGCAGAACCAGAAUAGCAGCAAGGUACUUGCACAAAAAUUUCCUAAAUCGGAAAAAGGGAAGAGAGGAGGAAGUAAUGAGCUUAUUGAGGGUUUUGGAAGGAAGAACCAAGAAAGAAAGUGCAAAGCUAUUCUAUGAGAUACUGGUGUUGGGGACUACAGGGUAUGUGGAUGUAAAGCAGGAUAAUGCUUAUGGUGAUAUUCAAGUCCAGAAACUCCUGAAAUGGGACCAAAUUUGUGAAGCUGAUUUUCUAUGAAACACUGCAGUAUCUGUAUAUAUUCAUUGCAGAGAAAUAGAAUUAUGGAGUAUAUGAUACUCGACCGUGUUAGAUGAGUAAGGUGUUGUCUCCUUUGUACAGUAGGCACUAACUAGUUAGAAUUAAGGUUGAGUUGAAUCAAGUCUCUUUUGUACAUGAGUACAUCGGUUGCCAUAAACUGGCCUAGGUUUUUAUUCGACCACUGUAGGAAAAAUCCUGUAACGAUCGGAUUGAGAUCCAUUGUACGGGAUGCAAUACCUUUUUUGUGGGUUGUUUACUUUAAAUGAAUGGCCCAAAUUAUGACAACGAAA
Molecule: messenger RNA, 2634 nt
Organism: Alnus glutinosa
Lineage: Eukaryota; Viridiplantae; Streptophyta; Magnoliopsida; Fagales; Betulaceae
Product: sister chromatid cohesion 1 protein 2
Exons: 13
Coding region: 146-2323 (725 amino acids)
Biological process (GO): synaptonemal complex assembly; mitotic sister chromatid cohesion; replication-born double-strand break repair via sister chromatid exchange
Cellular component (GO): synaptonemal complex; cohesin complex
Molecular function (GO): chromatin binding; protein binding
Source: RefSeq, a predicted model, not a curated record